Messenger RNA from Molossus molossus (Pallas's mastiff bat), 291 nucleotides. RefSeq names its product chromosome unknown C9orf57 homolog (gene CUNH9orf57). Lineage: Eukaryota; Metazoa; Chordata; Mammalia; Chiroptera; Molossidae. Bases 1 to 291 code for a protein of 96 amino acids. The transcript has 3 exons. The record is from RefSeq and is a predicted model, not a curated record.
AUGCCGUACGAGACAGAAGAGAAGACACAGAGAAGGUCAUGCGAAGUUGGAACUGUGAUCUGUAGAGCAUGCAACCUUUCAAUCCCCUUCCAUGGAUGUCUUGUAGACUUUGGAACCUGCAAAACAGAACCUGGUCAGUACUGUUUUAAAGAGGUCCUCACUAAAGGUGGAAUUAAGUGGUUUUCAGUUAAAGGCUGUACGAACACCCAAGCUGACUGCUUCAAGAGAACCAUGAAACAUUAUCAAAUUUUGUCCGUUCACUGCUGCCGUUAUCCUUUGUGCAACUUCUGA